GACUGCUGCUCCGACGCUGAUUGUGCAACGUACGCGACCGUGACGGAAAAUCCCAAUACAGAGACAUGUCAAGGUUUCGAUCGUUGUUGCAAGCCUCAGUAAAUGCAACGAGAAAGGCUUUUACGUGGAACAUUGAAGAAUGGAUCCCACCUCCAGAGAAGUAUAUAUAUAAGUUCCAUUCGAAAGAAGACUUGAAGAAAUGGCAUCUCUAUUCUGAUUCUGAAUAUGGAGGAUUAUCUUCGGCUUCUUUGGAGAUUCCAGAUGGAGGAAAAGGAUCAGAUGGAACUGGAAUUUUCUCAGGGAACCUUUCCGUAGACCUUAGUGAGGGAUCAAAGUUGAACAUCAGCCGGAGUGGCUUUUGUGGAAUGCGCUCAAAGAAGUUUGAUGGCUUCAUUGAUCUCGACGGGUAUGAUGCAAUAGCCAUGAGGCUUAGAGGAGAUGGAAGGUGUUAUAUCUCUACCAUCUAUACAGAAAACUGGGUGAAUUCACCGGGACAAAGCGAAGAUAACUCGUGGCAAGCUUUUGUCUUUGCUCCAAAGGACAGGUGGUAUACUGCUAAGAUUCCUCUAGCUAGAUACUUGCCAACAUGGAGAGGAAAUGUUAUAGAUGUGGAAAUGGAGAUGAAUCCAGGUCGUGUUCUGGGUAUGUCACUGUCGGUAAACGCAGAAGGUGGUGCGGUUGGAGCUAAAUCAGGAGCAGGUGAUUUCAAAGUUGAAAUUGACUGGAUCAAAGCCACGCGAAUGCCAUGAAUGAGUGAAGCAUCAUGCCAGUGUAUGUUGUCUUUGUUGUUUCUUCUUUGUUUUAGCUUGUAAAAACCUUAACUGAGUUGAUACUUAGUUCCCAGAAAAGAUUGUUGAACUAUAGCUGGUCAUCACUUUGAGCAAUGUUCAUCAAAUAAAAUGACACAAGUCAAAAAGAUAUUUUCAGUAUGUUCUGUUUUGUAGUUUAUCCGUUGUUGGCCGACUAGUUUAUACGUAUUUAUGGUCGUGAUUGAAUAAGAGA
Molecule: messenger RNA, 1002 nt
Organism: Eruca vesicaria subsp. sativa (arugula)
Lineage: Eukaryota; Viridiplantae; Streptophyta; Magnoliopsida; Brassicales; Brassicaceae
Source: the annotation of a GenBank genome assembly